Molecule: messenger RNA, 952 nt
Organism: Uloborus diversus
Lineage: Eukaryota; Metazoa; Arthropoda; Arachnida; Araneae; Uloboridae
Product: isatin hydrolase-like
Exons: 2
Coding region: 21-800 (259 amino acids)
Molecular function (GO): arylformamidase activity
Source: RefSeq, a predicted model, not a curated record
ACAGUUUCCUCCGUUUAAUCAUGCUGAAGUGUAAAGUUUUAUUUUUCGCUACACUUUUUUCUGUAACACUUGCAUAUCCAUUAGAAAGAUGUUCAGUGGAUUUGACGCAUCCUUUUGGAGCAUCAACCAUUCAUAACCCAAUUGUUAAGAGAUUUACCCUGGAUUAUAUUUUGAACAAUACCGUAGAAAAUGGAUACUGGGUUCAGAUAGAAGAGUAUUCGUCAAGUACACACGUAGGUACUCAUAUAGACGCUCCAGCCCACUUUUCAAAGGGCGGCAGAACUGUUGACCAGCUAGAAUUUACAGAACUUAUUCUUCCUGCUGCUGUUGUGGACAUCACAGAACGUGCAAAAACUGACAGUGAUGCUGGACUUACUGUUCAAGAUCUACUUGAUUGGGAAAGCAAAACAGGAAAGAGCCUCAAUGGUACCAUUGUUUUAUUACGUUCAGGUUGGAGCAAGCUCUGGAGUAAUCGUACUGCAUUUUUGGGAAGUGCUGGAGAUGAUACUCUACUCUUUCAUUGGCCAGGAUUCACCAUUGAAGCAGCGCAGUGGUUGGUGGACAAUAGAGCGAUCAAAGCAAUAGGCACAGAGAGCAUAUCUUUAGAUAUAGGUACGGAACGUGAAUUUAUGGUUCACAGAAUAAUCCUACCAAACGAUAUAUUUGGUUUGGAGAAUGUGGCUAACUUGGAUCAGCUUCCAAUCUAUGGUGCUACUCUCUACGUAAUGCCUAUGAAAAUGGAGCGUGGAAGUGGCGGUCCAACACGUUUAUUCGCCACCUAUCCAAACGUAAUAUUCUGAAAAUAAUAAAAAGAAUUGGACAAUAAGCAUAUUUAUGGCCUAUGUAAAAGAAAAUUUUCAAAAUACAUUGCUAUAAUUUUCAUAAGAAUUUCUGUUUUAUUCAGACUUUCUCUAAAAAAAUCUUCAUUCAUAUUUACUGUUUUACUUUAUUA